Messenger RNA from Ruditapes philippinarum (Manila clam), 1614 nucleotides. RefSeq names its product fibropellin-1-like. NCBI's taxonomy places the organism in Eukaryota, Metazoa, Mollusca, Bivalvia, Venerida, Veneridae. Gene Ontology annotation, molecular function: calcium ion binding; nucleic acid binding. The record is from RefSeq and is a predicted model, not a curated record. The transcript has 7 exons. The coding region runs from base 1 to 1614 and encodes 537 amino acids.
AUGCCACGUUUAUCAGAGGCCGAAAUAAAUCGGGCUAUCGGUAUGCUUCAAGCUGCCGUAUGUGCCGUUGACGUUAGCAGGACAUUUAACUGCAGUCGCAACACAGUGCAUGAGCUUGUCAGGCGCUUUAGGCGGACAGGUGAUGUGCAUGAUCGUCCUAGGUCAGGUAGACCAAGAGCAACUAGCCAACGGGACGAUCGGAAUGCUUCAGUUGUGUUUCAGCAGGACAAUGCACGCCCGCAUGUUACAAGGAUCACACAAGCUCGCCUUGCAGCGGCUAACGUAAACGCCAUGCAUUGGCCGGCAUAUUCUCCGGACAUGAAUCCAGUGGAGCACAUUUUUGACGAACUGGGGAGACGUGAUCGUCGUCGUCAUGCACCUCGCACUGUAAACGAGCGAGCAAAUGCCCUUGUCAGAGAGUGGAACAACUCCCUAAUCUGCUUCCAACUGUUUGGUUGUGGUAUGCAUGUAGUACUGUCUCUGAUGUCAUAUAGCCUUCCUCCUUUUCUUUCAGAACAAUGCAGACCGGGAACAUAUUCCCCCAAUACUGUCGAGACAUGUUCCACGUGUCCCCUCGGUUACUAUCAAGAUCAAUACGGGCAGACGACAUGUAAACAAUGUCCUUUUGGUACAACAACUGUGUCGACAAACAGUUCGUCUGCUGAUGAUUGCAAAACAUAUGACGCAUGUAUGUCGUCACCAUGUAACGGAAAUAACUGUACCAAUAUUGACGACAGUUAUAUAUGUACUUGUCAUGGAGGUUGGUCGGGUACAAAUUGUACGACGCCGCCGGAUUAUUGUGUAGACAACGCAUGUGAAAAUGGCGCCACUUGUAUAAGUGGAAGUACAAAUUACACAUGUAAUUGUGUCCUCGGAUACAGUGGACUGUUCUGUGAAAUUCCUCAAUUGGAUAAAUUAGAUGGGGGCUGGUCAGAAUGGGUGGUAUCAGCAUGUUCAAAGACUUGUGGAGCAGGAAGUAUGAAUAGAACAAGACAGUGUAAUAGUCCAGUCCCAGGUACAAACGGUUCUGAUUGUGCUGGUGACGCUACAGAAACUAUAGCUUGUAAUAUGGACGCUUGCCCUGUGUGUAAAGAACUCAGGAACACAUCCGGGACCGUGCUGGACUGUACUACAGACGAAGCAACCGGAAGUAAGACUUGCACGAUAUAUUGCGAGGAUGGUAAAGUGCUCCCACCAGGAUUAAUAGAUGAGGAGUCAUUUACUUGUGGUCCUAGCACUAACUACGAAUGGGGCUAUUUGGAAAAUGCUCCUAGUUGUGUCGACCCUAUCAGCCCAGGCAGCAUUAACAUUACUGUGACAAUAGAGUAUGUGAUUGAGAUACCUGACAGUGUGGCGUCACGUUUUGUGAACUUGAUAAACGAGCAGAUAUUAACAGUACCAUGUUUUGAUUCCAUCAGUUGUCAUACACAUAUAGAGAUAGCCAAGUCAGACAUGACGAUUGUUUUUAGUAUUCCUAUAUCUCGGGGAACAGACAUAGAGUACAGUGGCUCCAUACUAAGCGGAAUACGUAAGUACUUAUAUGGUAAUAUCUAUGUCAUAUAUGACAUAGAUAUUACCAUGUCGUUAUCUUUUUAUCAUAACAAUACAAUAUAA